AUGAAAACCAGUCUCUCAAUAACUUUGACCAUUUUGGUUUGUUUGUACGAGGCAAGUUGUUUUGAUUUUGGUAAAUCAUUCAAAUUAUGCCAUCCAAGUGAUCCUCAAAUUGAGAAAUGUUUAAUCGAUGCCAUUGAAACCGGAUUCAAAACUCUAGGAUCUACAGGGAUUUCUGCUAUCGGAGUGGCUCCUAUAGAUCCACUGGAAGUGGUGAAAAUUACAAUUGGAGCGGGAACGAGCGCAGUUAAUUUGGUUCAAAAUUACGCAAAUGUAAAAAUAAAAGGACUGUCGACUUUAAAAGCGGAAAGUGCCAAUUUUGAUCUAAACAACCGUAACUUCGUUUUCGUCACCCGACAUCCCAUGCUCACGCAAUCAGCCGAUUACAGCAUAAACGGUAAAAUCCUGGUGAUGCCGGUCUUCGGCAAAGGACUCUCGGUCAUCAAGCUAAAAGACGCCAAAAUCGUCCACAACAUCGUCUUCAACGAGGAAACCAAACACAACAAGAAAUACUUCAACGUGGUCUCGUACAACGCCAACAUAACCAUCGGCGGGGCUCAUUACGAUUUCCAGAAUUUGUUCAACGGCGACCGGAGGCUGGGCGACGCCAUAUUGAAGGUCGUCAACGACAAUUGGAGCCUCAUCUUCAACGACGUCAGCGAGGGCGUCUGCAAGUCCUAUUCCCAAGUAUUCCAAUCCGUCGCCACGGCGCUCUUCAAAAGAGUACCCAUAGAGGAUAUGCUCCACGAUUGA
Molecule: messenger RNA, 750 nt
Organism: Phyllotreta striolata
Lineage: Eukaryota; Metazoa; Arthropoda; Insecta; Coleoptera; Chrysomelidae
Source: the annotation of a GenBank genome assembly